Molecule: messenger RNA, 1278 nt
Organism: Chiloscyllium plagiosum (whitespotted bambooshark)
Lineage: Eukaryota; Metazoa; Chordata; Chondrichthyes; Orectolobiformes; Hemiscylliidae
Source: RefSeq, a predicted model, not a curated record
AAAGUCAUAACUUUUACUGACACUGCACACCACCUUGGGGACUGAAGACCAAAGGAUAGCCAAUGAACAUUGAGACAUCUUCUAUUUUCCAGAUCAGUCCCUCCCUAUCAUCUCAUCAAAAGAAAGCUAAAUCCGUGACAAAGACUGCUUAUUAAUAAAUAAACAGGCUCAUCAACACGGAGAAUAACGGGGCCAGGAAGGUGAAAUAGCAUUUCUGCACGAUUUUUUUAAACUCUUAAUUGCCAGCUUUGAAAGCAUUUUAUACAUCCGCAACACAGGAAGUCGCAGCUACAGAGAAGUGAGUCAAAUCGCAAAGUGCCUUCGACAAAUUUUUACUGGACACAACGAGAUUACAAUUCUCGAUCUGAGAUGAGUAAAGAAUUACAACUCCAGCCCUUGGAAUUUAACAAGGAGAUUGAAACCUUUAAAGGUAUUAGGUGUGAUUACUUUAAGAAAUAUGAAAGAGAAGACGGUGUGAAAAUGAUCAAGAAUAUUUAUGGCGAAGUACUCAUUGCCCACAGUGAUGGUAAUGCCGGGCCAGUGCCAAUCUUUGACCAUCGCACAUUGGCUGAACAAACAGGCUCUUUAAUGUCCCUCUUCACAACUUACUUUCCUAUCUAUCUUGGUGUCACCAGGAAAUGUAGCAACCAGAAGAUCUGGGUUCAAGUCCCAUCUGUUUCAAAGCUGCUCAAAAGGAUGCCACGUGGUAUUCCCAUCGUAUUCCAGAUUAAAGUCGCAGGAUCAGACUAUCACAUGUACUGCACUGAGGAAGGAGACAGAAAGGUUGUGAAGUUCAAGGAAGGCAGUGCUCCAAAAAAUGUUGAAGACAACAUGAAGAACAUCAUCUUUUACCAGCAGAUGUUUGACAACACAUAUUCCCAGUUUGAAUCUGCCUGGGCGCUCGGAUGGUUCCUCUGCACUGAAGCAGCAAACAGGUCUCACAUUCUCGGUCUGAAGAAGGUCGAGAAGAAUCAAGAUGAAAUGAUAGCUGUCGGUUUGGAAAAUGUGCAAUAAAGCACAUAAUUUCAAAUCUUUACGCCAAAUCUGAAUCCACUUUGCUGAACUUACAGAUCCUGCCAACUGUAAUAUUCCUGCUGAGGGUAGACUCCCAGAACAUGUAGUAUCAGCAACACCGUACACAUUGGUCUCGGGAGCUACCAAGGAUGGGAAGUGACAGUGGGGCUGGAAAGGGAAAGGGUGCAAGAGGGGCUGUUUUUCCUGGAGUGUCAGAGGCUGAGGGGUGACCUUAUAGAUGUUUAUAAAAUUAUGAGACAUGAA